Sycon ciliatum is the source of this 3039-nucleotide messenger RNA. RefSeq names its product polyamine-modulated factor 1-binding protein 1-like. Gene Ontology annotation, molecular function: K63-linked polyubiquitin modification-dependent protein binding. Gene Ontology annotation, cellular component: nucleus; cytoplasm. Gene Ontology annotation, biological process: regulation of canonical NF-kappaB signal transduction. NCBI's taxonomy places the organism in Eukaryota, Metazoa, Porifera, Calcarea, Leucosolenida, Sycettidae. The transcript is spliced from 11 exons. The record is from RefSeq and is a predicted model, not a curated record. The coding region runs from base 120 to 1925 and encodes 601 amino acids.
GCUGGAGAAAGCUAGACGAGCGAGCACAGAUAGCCGAAUCUCAGAGCACUGCACUCACGGACGAAAAUAGGCUUCUCUCUCAGCGACUAUCCGAUGCGCAGGACCAAUAUCGCAAGAUAAUGUCGGAGAAAUCGUCUUUGGAAGACACAUUGUCAAAAGAAAAAGCUGCUGUAGAGCGCGUGAGGGAUGAGUUGAAGACACUGGAGAAGGAUACAGAAGUUGUGAAAAGGCACAACAAGCACUUUCAGCAGAAGCUAGAGAAAGCAGAGAUAGCUGAGGAGGAACUGACAACACAGCUUACAGCUGUGCAGCCGGCAUUACAGGAAGCAGAGGAGCAAAAGAUCAGAAUGCAAAAAAAGCUGGAUUCCACAUCAAGAAAGUUUGACCAGCUGAAGGAUCUCUUCCAGCAGUUGAAUACUGAGCGAGAGAAGAUCAGUGAUCAGUUUGUCAGUUUGACAGAGGAACAGGAGGGAUGGAAGAAAAAGGUUGAGCAACAACAAGCCACUAUUGGCAACCUUCAGUCCUCCCUACAACACGAGCAGCAGGCAUCUACUGGUCUCGCCGAGGAGAAGCAAAGAAUGCUCGUUGACCUAACCAAUUAUCAACAAGGUCUGUCUGCGCUGCGUUCCGAGCACCAGAAUCUUCUCUCUGUAUACCAGCAGAUUGGAGAUUCAGAGAAAAGUCUGAUGGCAAGACUUGGUGUUCUCAACGGACAUGUUGCCGAGCAGCAGGCUAGAGCUAAUCAUUGGGCCACUGAACACAAGAAGCUGAACGAAGAAUCCUUGAAGAUGCGUCAGCGCCUUGACUCUCUCGUCCGCCAGAAUACCAUUAUUACGGAAGAACGCGACGAUUAUCAGAGGAAUUGGGUGAAAGCCAGUUCAAGUUUAGACGGCAUGGCACAUGAUCUGAAGCAUAUCAAGGAGGAACGGGAUGCAUUACAAGCCAAUUUGCAGCGUCAGAUCAGUGAUCUGACUGCGGAGACUGCCGCCCUGGAUGAAAACUCCAAGCAUACCGGAACCAAGCUGAAAUCGCUUAUCGACCAUCGGGAUCUAUUGCUGUCGGAGCUAGAAGCUUGCCGAGCACAGGCCCAAGCGCACCGUGAAGAUUAUGAAGAGGAGAACAGAUCGAAAGAGAGAAUACGCCUCGAGAACGUUCGUAUGAGCCGAGAAAAAGACACGUUGGCACACGAUUGCGAGCAUCUGCGCAAGCAGACUAAUCAACUCCUGGCUGAAGUUGAGGAGCUGAAGAAUGAGCAGAGAAUUGCACAAAUGCGCCGUCGUGUCUUACAUGAAGCACCGGGUGGCAGUGGUGGCAGUGCCAGUGCCAGUGGCAGCGGUGCCGGAAAUCCCCAAACUAUCGGCGGUGCAGCAGCAGCAACUUCCCACCGCCAUGCCUCUGGGUUGCCCUACCAACAGCAACUGUCCAGUGAUGACUAUGUUCCUCCUCCAGCCCAGCAUAGGCCACUGGCCACUGGGCGCGGUGCAGAAGCAUCACCGACCUCAAGGUCUACUAGCCAUACAGGUGGUGAAGGAGCACACACUGCUUACUCCUCUCCAGCGGGAACAUGGACUCAUGGAGACUUCCACUCCAAUCCUGUUAGUCUUCCUACACAUAGUCAUGGUGCUGAAGCUAGUGCUGGUGCACAACGUGCAGCCGGCUUGGCUGCCUCCUCUUCUAGACAGCUUUCUGCGAGCUCGGAUUCAGCAGCAGCAGCACCAGCAGUAAGUCAGUUACCACAGCCUCAGCUGCAGCACAAGCACCAGCAGCAGCAACGCCAUGUUCCUCUGGAUGAGCCCACACAGGAUGGUCGCUUUUACAGGAACAUUCUGCCAACGGAUAGUCCAGAGUUCACCUGUCCAAAGUGUGGCAGUGAUUACCCCGAUCUCAAUACCCUACAGAUACAUGUACUGGAUUGUAUCAGGUAAAUAGGUGCUGGCACUUACACGGAGUUGCUCCACGGUUCACAAUGGAGUGUUCAGUGGAGUGUUCAAUGGCGUGUUCAGUGGACAUAAGCAAGUGUGUGUGUAGUUGCUUACCCCGUACCUAUUUGUAGCUGGUUAAGCUGAGCACUUAGUGUCCAUAUCUCUGCUGAAACCUGUAUCUACUUGCUACCCGUACGCAGGUGGGGACGCUCUGAGAUGAGUGCUCGCCGCAGAAUAUUCCUUGUCAGUGUUAGUUAGCUUGCUUGCCAAUUGCCAUUGCUCUCUCAUUAGACCGCCAUGUUCAGAGCAUGUAUAGCCAGGAUCUUUGGUUUACUACACUACAAAUUCUCAGUUUUUUAUCGCCUUGCGAAGACUUUUGUUGUCUGUUGGCCAUUGCAUCAUCAGAUCAUGCUGUUCUACUGUCUAGGGUGGUAUAGCUAGAGGCGGGCCUGACGAGUUCUCUUCAGAUCUGAGAAUGGGGGAUGAAAACGUUCUCUUUUUUUCCUUACUCAAUUUUUUACUGUUUCUACCUUUUCUAAGUGCUCUCAUACUCCAUUGCUGCUAUAUACAUGCUUUUUAUCUUGUAUACAAUACUUGUAAUUAUAUUCAUUGUUUACUGUGGGCGCAUGCCUGACUACAUGAAUCACAUGUCAAUCAUACUCUGCUAAUACUGGCAAUGUUUGAUGUCUUCCGUUGUCAUGUUUCUCUAUCUGAUACACAACAUACACAAGUACACACGCACGCACCCCAGUGCACACACAACACUAACACACACACACACACAACACUAACACACACACGCACACGCACACACACACACACACACACACACGUACGCAAAUACACGCACGCAGCAGGUGUGCGUUGGCUGGCUCUGCCGCUACAGUUUACGUGCUGUGACGUGAAGGGCAUGUAGACAAUAACAGUAUUGCAUGGCACUGGGAGAAAUGUUUACUUCUAGCUUUGCUAUGCGCCACUUCUGCAAGAGAAUUCUUUGCUUUGAUAUUAUAUCCCUUUAUCGAUGUAUUUUCCAUUUUUUUUGCUAGAGCAUUAAAUUAGACUGAUUAUUGGUGUUUAUCAGUGAUUUGUGAAUGAAGGCUUCGCCCAUCCAAUUAUA